Messenger RNA from Naegleria lovaniensis, 2076 nucleotides. RefSeq lists its product as uncharacterized. The transcript is spliced from 3 exons. The record is from RefSeq and is a predicted model, not a curated record. NCBI's taxonomy places the organism in Eukaryota, Heterolobosea, Eutetramitea, Acrasida, Naegleriidae. Bases 1 to 2076 code for a protein of 691 amino acids.
AUGUUGCGAGUAAAUUACGUGGCACUUGCCAGUUCAAAGACAUGCUCUGAUCGGGGCAGUUUGAUUGUUUCAUCAUGUUUAUUAUUGUUAUUGGUCGUAUUCACAACGUUUACGUACGGAUUGACUCCGGUAUCAAAUGAUUUGUUCUAUAGUAUUAAAACAGAGGAGACGAGUGGGUUUUCAGUUGAGUGGAAUGAAAAUACUUUGGGUAAGAAUGACUUUGAACCAAAUAUUGUGGUAAACGGAAAAUUAUUCUUCAGUGCUCAUCAAACCAUUAAUCAAGCAAGCAUGGGAAUUGGAAAAAAACAAAUUCUUUCGUUGGAUGUUGAUGGCAGGAUUCAAGUAUAUGAAAGUCCUGUAACAGAAUUAGAAGACAUCGAAAUGAUGUACUCGAACGGAAACACAUUAUAUUUUUCUGCCAAAGAAAACACAUUAUUCAAAGUAGACAUUACUGGCAAAACAACAGAACAGUUAUCAUAUGGGGUGUUGAGCUAUUCGAAACAACAAGUUGGUCAAUCCCAUGUUAAUUUUAUCAAGAGCAAACAAUUUUUGAUUAUUAAUACAGUAGAUAGUGCAACAACACCAACAACAGAUCAGGCCAUCGAAAUGGUCUACUUUCCAAUUACAGUGAAAAACGGUGGUGAUGCUCUCUCCCCAACAUCGCAACCUCAAAACGAUUUGAUGGUCAUUGCUGUCCAUAAUAUCACCAAUGCUACCUUUUCUCGAUUAUCAUUCGAAGCUUCAAAUACUAUUUCACUUCAAACUCAUAGCGAGUUGUUAUCACCAGAAAAGAAUAUGCCAUUCAGUUGGACAAGUUGUGUACUGUUUCAUUACAACAACCAAGUUAUUGCCUAUAAUAGGGAUCAACUACAGUAUAAGGUUGUUAUUAAUGACAUCCCAAGCAUAGACUUCCACUCCUUUCAAAAUGAAGUCUACAUUGUUGGAUCGCAUGGAGGCAAACUGUACAUUAUCAGGAAUGAUGGCACUGCAAAUUCAGUAGUAACUCAAGUGACUGAUUUCUUCCCAAUUGAAAAUGGUUUUUAUGCUGUCGAUGCAGAGUCAGAUGUCUUCAAGGUUGAGUUGAUCGGCAAUAAUGUCAAACAAACAAAGGUUGAGCUCACUUCCAACUGCGCCAAUGUGAAGAUUCUUACCGUUAACAAUGAAAAUUUAAUUCUUAAAUGCAAACAUGCAAUGACCAAACUCAACCAUGUGAUUAGAAUUUUCAAAGAUGAAGAACACUCUCUCGUUAAGGAUGAUGAUACUUCUGAUAAAGGAGGAUGGACCUUUUUUAUGAUUCCACUGAGCAAGGCAAAUAUUGAAUUUACCUUAUUAGCAACUGCCAACACAGUCAAUCCAAAGAUGAUCAAAUUCUCAUUGAAACCACCCAUGAUGUGUCAUGGUAAGAACUAUACCGAUCCAACAGUCUGCAAUGGAAGAGGAAAAUGUGUCGGUGAAAAUACUUGCUCUUGCUUUGGAAAUUCUGCUGGAUCUGCAUGUGAAAGUUGUAAAAGUGAUUAUGAAGGUCCAGAUUGUCAAUAUUACAUCAUCCGCAAAUGCUUUGGAAUUCCAUUCAAUGAUUCUACAGUGUGCUCUGGAAGAGGAGAGUGUGUUUCAGCAAACACUUGCCAAUGUAGACAUGAGUACAGUGGUUAUAAUUGUCGUUUUACCACAUGUUUUGGAGUGAGCAGCAACUUGACUACUGGUGUUUGCUCAGGUCAUGGCUAUUGUUCAGAUUACAAUGUGUGUGAAUGUGAUGUAGCCUUCACAGGACCAAUGUGUGAAAUUUCAGAAAAGCCACAAGCAAAGCUCUACCCUAUCAUGAUCACUUUUGGUGCUCUAUCAUUGGUAACGGUUAUUCUAUUGUUGACCAUGGUUUUUUGUUUCCUUGGAAAGCAUAGGAAAGAGUACCUUGCCACCUAUGGAAAACGAACUGUAGUGUCAACGGAAGAUGACGACAAUUUGUUCUUAGACGAAGUUGAAGAUAAUCCAACAGCACAAGAGAAAUCUAACAAGAAGUCUUCGCAAAACGAGUACUCUCUCUCCUUGAGCGAUGAAGAACUGGAAGUGUACAACUAA